CGUCAGGCCCCAGGAAGGUGCGGUCGGGCUGCACAGCCCGAGUAAGUGGCCCGCGGAGCUGCAGCGAGAGGCCAGCUCCUCUGCCAGACGGAGACGGUGCGGCCGGGGGAGCACUGGCCACCGUCAUGCCCUCCACGUCUCCCGCGGGGCCCUCGGCCGGGGCAGCCCCCAACGCCACAGUGGCGGCGGCGGCGGGGGCGUGGACCAACGUCAGCCUGCCGGAGAUGCCCCUGUUCCACCGGUUUGCACAGCUGGACGAGCAGCUGCACGCCAGCUUCCCGGGCCUGUGGCUGGCGCUGAUGGCAGUGCACGGCGUCAUCUUCCUGGCAGGGAUGGUGCUCAACGGGCUGGCGCUCUACGUCUUCGGCUGCCGCACCCGGGCCAAGACGCCGUCGGUCGUCUAUACCAUCAACCUGGUGGUGACCGACCUGCUGGUGGGCCUGUCCCUGCCCACGCGCUUCGCCGUCUUCUACGGCGCCCGCGGCUGCCUGCGCUGCGCCCUGCCGCACGUCUUCGGCUACUUCCUCAACAUGCACUGCUCCAUCCUCUUCCUCAGCUGCAUCUGCGUGGAUCGCUACCUGGCCAUCGUGCGGCCCGGCGGCUCCCGCCGCUGGCGCCAGCCGGCCUGCGCCAGGGCCGUGUGUGCCUUCGUGUGGCUGGCGGCCGGCGCCGUGACCCUGUCCGUGCUGGGCGUGACGACCGCCGGCGGCCCCUGCUGCCGCAUCUUCGCGCUGACCGUCCUGGAGUUCCUGCUGCCGCUGCUGGUCAUCAGCGUGUUCACCGGGCGCAUCGUGUGCGCGCUGUCACGGCCCGGCCUGCUGCACCAGGGUCGCCAGCGCCGCGUGCGGGCCAUGCAGCUGCUGCUCACCGUGCUGGUCAUCUUCCUCGUGUGCUUCACACCCUUCCACGCUCGCCAGGUGGCCGUGGCUCUGUGGCCCGGCGUGCCACACCACGCCAGCCUCGUGGCCUAUCACGUGGCUGUGACCCUCAGCAGCCUCAACAGCUGCAUGGACCCAAUCGUCUACUGCUUCGUCACCAGCAGCUUCCAGACCACCGUCCGCAGCCUCUGUGGCCAGCGUGAAGCAGAGUGCGAGCCCAACGGCUGCGACGUGGUCAGCGUCCACAAGAGCUCCAAGGGCUCAGCCCACCAUCACAUCCUCGGGGCCAGAGCUCAGGCCGUCACACAGGCCCUGCCUAACGGGCCUGAUGCUUAGUCGGCAGGACGCUGCAAGGGGGCCAAAGGUCAGGACCAGGCUGGGCAGGCCAGGUCAGGGACAGCACAGAUACCUGCUCUACUAGAGUGGCAGAUUGGGUUCACCUUGAUCGGUUGGUGAUGGCUGCCCAGUGCCCUGCCUGGACAUAGGGUCAAAGGCCACUGUGCUGUGAUUGACUGGCAAUGUCUGCCACAGGCUCUAGAGAGGACGUGGCGGACUGAAUGCUGGUUAUUUGCCAUCCCUAGGGUAUAUGUCGGAGAAGGCAAUGGCACCCCACUCCAGUACUCUUGCCUGGAAAAUCCCAUGGAUGGAGGAGCCUGGUAGGCUGCAGUCCAUGGGGUUGCUGAAGGUCGGACACGACUGAGGGACUU
Molecule: messenger RNA, 1585 nt
Organism: Bubalus bubalis (water buffalo)
Lineage: Eukaryota; Metazoa; Chordata; Mammalia; Artiodactyla; Bovidae
Gene: GPR20
Product: G protein-coupled receptor 20
Exons: 2
Coding region: 126-1214 (362 amino acids)
Biological process (GO): phospholipase C-activating G protein-coupled receptor signaling pathway; positive regulation of Rho protein signal transduction
Cellular component (GO): membrane
Molecular function (GO): G protein-coupled receptor activity
Source: RefSeq, a predicted model, not a curated record